AUGCCAUUGGAGUUUUCCUAUGCAAUUUCUAACAUAACUCCAUCAGAAUUAUUGUCUCAAGGACAAACUCUAAUAUCCCCCAACCUAAAAUUCGAGUUUGGAUUUUUCAGUCCUAGUGAUAAGUCUAAAAAUCAAUACGUGGGUAUUUGGUACAAGGGAAUUUCUCCACUUACAGUUGUAUGGGUGGCUAACAGAGAGAAUCCGCUCGCAGCUACAGACACUUCAGCAACUCUAAACAUUGCCAGAAGUGGAAACUUAGAGCUUUUGGAUGGAAACCUCAACUCUCUCUGGUCAACCAAUGUUGUCGUCCCUUCAAACAAUAGUUCUAUUGCUCUUCUCCUAGACAAUGGAAACUUGGUCCUCAGAGAUGGCAUAUCCGGAGAAAAUUUAUGGGAGAGCUUUAAACAUCCUGGGGACACUUUCUUAUCCGGGUCAGUGCUGGGUUAUAAUGUUAAAACAGGGGAGAGUUUUGGCUUGACCUCGUGGAGAAAUGAAAGUGAUCCAUCUCCUGGCAGUUUCUCUUAUGCAAUUUCCCACCAGGAUCCACCCCAAGCCUUCAUCUGGAUUAAUAGGUCAACCCCCUAUUGGAGAAGUGGACCCUUGGAUAAAUCUAAGUACGUUGGUUCUCCAAACAUGGAUAGAUCAUACCGAAGUAAGUAUCAACUCGUGGAAGAUUUUCAUAAUGGAACAACUUAUAUGUAUUUUAUGGACUGGUACAACGGCUCUGCUGUCUUGAAAUACUAUAUUUCGUCGCAUGGUGUUUUGAAGUCUGAAGUGAAACAGAGAGGAAGUAAUAUUUGGGAAACUGAAUGGCAAAAACCAGAUACUCGAUGUGGCCUUUAUGGCGUUUGUGGACCUUUUGGGGUAUGCAAUAUAUCAGAAUCUCCUAUUUGUAAGUGUUUGAAAGGAUUUGAACCAAAAUCAUAUGAAGAAUGGAGCCAGGGAAAUUGGACAGGAGGGUGUGUAAGGCAAACUAAAUUACUAUGUCUGCAGAACGCAACAUCUUCAUCGUCACAAGGAGGAAAAACAGACGGUUUUCUUAAGAUGGGAAUGACAAAACUUCCAGAUUUUUAUGAAUAUUUGGACGUUGAGGGUGUUGAUGAUUGCCAAUUAUGGUGCCUGAAUAAUUGUUCUUGCUUAGCUUAUGCCUCUGCUUACGGAAUAGGGUGUUUGAUUUGGUCGACUAAAAGUCCUCUGCUUGAUAUUCAGGAGUUUUCCUCUGGUGGACAAGAUUUUUUUCUUCGCCUUGCAAAUGCAGAACUUGGUGAGGAUAUAAGUAAGAAGAAAAUUAUUAGCCUUGCAACUAUUUCUGCUGGUGCAAUGUUAUUAGGCAUCAUUGUACUAAUUUGUUUUUGCAGAUGGAGAGCUAAUCAAAAUGUAAACAAAAGUAAGAAGGCCGCAAAGCACUUAAUCAGUUUGGUUAAGCCACCAGACAAUCCAAGAAACGUUCUUCAAUUUUCGACUCAGCUGCAGGAACCCCAGCUUCCUUUUUUUGACUUCGAUACCAUUUUAGCUGCUACUAACUACUUUAGCAUAUCAAACAAACUCGGGGAAGGAGGAUUUGGAACUGUAUAUAAGGGAAAAUUGCAAGAUGGAAGGGAAAUCGCAGUGAAAAGACUCUCAAGUAGCUCAGGACAAGGAAUUGAAGAGUUCAAGAAUGAAACCAUACUAAUCUCAAAGCUCCAACACAGAAACCUUGUUCGGCUCAUGGGUUGCUGCAUCGAGAAUGAGGAGAAAUUGCUAAUCUAUGAGUUCAUGCCCAACAAGAGUUUGGAUACUUUUAUUUUUGAUGCAAGAAAAAGAGAACAACUCAAGUGGGGUACACGCUUUAACAUCAUUCAUUGUGUUGCUCGAGGUCUCGUAUAUCUCCAUCGCGAUUCUUUUUUAAGGAUAAUACACCGUGAUCUGAAAGUCAGCAAUAUUCUCUUGGAUGAGGAUAUGAACCCAAAAAUAUCAGAUUUUGGACUCGCACGCAUUUUCCAGAGAUCAUUAGAUGAAGCAAAUACUCACAGAGUUGUCGGAACAUUAGGCUAUAUGUCUCCAGAAUAUGCUAUGAGUGGAGUGUUCUCUGAGAAAUCCGAUGUCUUUAGCUUUGGUAUCUUGAUAUUGGAGAUAAUUAGUGGUAGAAAGAACACAAGCUUCUAUUAUGAUGAGCACCACCGAAGCCUUGUUUCUUAUGCAUGGCAAUUAUGGAGUGAAUGCAGAGCAAUGGAAUUGGUAGAUGAAGCAAUAUUGGGAGACUUGUGUAGUUCAUCAGAAGACCAUGCCGAAGAUAGACCCACCAUGCCAGAUGUAGUGCUAAUGCUAAGUAAUGAAACUCAUUGCCCCAACCCUAUACAACCUGUCUUUACUGUUCAAAGCUCACCAAGACCACAAAUGCCUAGUAGUACGUGCUCUGUGGAUGAAGCCACCAUCUCCUUAGUUGAAGGGCGAUGA
Messenger RNA from Humulus lupulus (European hop), 2436 nucleotides. RefSeq names its product G-type lectin S-receptor-like serine/threonine-protein kinase At1g61440. The record is from RefSeq and is a predicted model, not a curated record. The transcript has 8 exons. The coding region runs from base 1 to 2436 and encodes 811 amino acids. Gene Ontology annotation, biological process: protein phosphorylation; recognition of pollen. Gene Ontology annotation, molecular function: ATP binding; protein serine/threonine kinase activity. NCBI's taxonomy places the organism in Eukaryota, Viridiplantae, Streptophyta, Magnoliopsida, Rosales, Cannabaceae.